AUGCCUGAAGAAUCCGGCAUGGAUGUUGGUCAACUGCAAGCUCUCAUGUCGAGUCUGCAAGCGAACGAACGUUGCUACACAAACACUUCGUCAUUUUUCAAUAAUGAGAACUUAUUUAUAAUAAUUAAACAUCUCAAUAUGAGUAGUAAAACUUAUGAAUAUCAGCUCCUCAACCAUCUCAAAGUCCACGGAACACAUCCACUAUUCAACAGGACAAAUGCAGCCGUGUUAUGGCAGUCGAAGUUGAAACGCGACAGGUAUUUUCCGUUCUUCAAAUGCGAGGCAGGCAGCAACAAAUGGGAUGUGCAGAAGUGCAGGUGA
This is a messenger RNA of Cooperia oncophora, 321 nucleotides long. Lineage: Eukaryota; Metazoa; Nematoda; Chromadorea; Rhabditida; Trichostrongylidae. The record is from the annotation of a GenBank genome assembly.